UAUCAUUUAUAGACUUCCUUAUCAUAGUAUAACAAAGUUUAUUCUUGUAACAUUGGGACUUUAUUCUGGAAAUCUGUUCGUUCAUUCCCCUUUUAUGCAGCGCUAGUACUUUGUUGUACUUCAGUGACAUUUUAAUAAGUUCCAUUAACAUGCAACAGGUAAGUUUGUGAAUAAUACUUCAUGAAAACUUUAUAAACUACUUGAACUCGUUAUUGUUUUCUUACAGGAAGACGAAACAAGUUAGAGACUUAAGUUUAUUCUACUGUGAGUGAACUACGCUUGAUCAUUUGGCGCUGCAGUGACCGGCUCAUCACAGAAAGCUAGCACAGAGCUAACACAAAUCUAACACAAAGCUAGCAGAGAGCUAACAGGCUGCUAACACAGAGCUAACCUACUUUUACAGCUGACAUCAACCGUCUCUAAGUUUAAAGUAUCAGUAAGAUGUGUUUACAUUGUUCUGCCACUACUUAAAUUGAAGCGUUCAUAAAGUUAGCCAGCGUUAGUUUGUCAAGAGUUCAGUUUAGCUAGCGCUAGCUCGGUUAGCUUGUGACUUGGCCGAGUUGGUUCUAGCAGUAGUCAGAGGAGUUUUGGUUAAGUUAGCUAAUGUUUUCUUUAACUCUGCAGUGGACUCAGUGAGGAUGGUCAUGGUGAAGAAAGCUUUGAGAAAUGACCGCAGGUACACGCUGAUGUACAGCAGGCACAGGAGGAGUGUUGCCCCGGCCAGAACCAUCAGGACCCGCAGCCAGGUGGUCAGCAGCAGCAGCUCCCUCCACACGCUCCCACCGGAGGUGUUCAACCUGAUCCUGGAUCAGCUGUCAGUUCUGGAGAUCAGUGUCUUCAGCAUGGUGUCCAAAGAAAUCACCCAAUGCAUCUUGGACUACAUCUCCACUGUGGCCUGGAAGAAUAAAAUGAUCAACCAAAGUUUUCACCACUCCACCUGCAAGGAGCAGUUAUCCACUAUUGGACACUACAGAAAUCUGGGUUUAUUAUUCAAGAGAUGUACACUUCUCCUGCCAACUAAGGAAAGAUUGAAGUUUAUCUUUAAGACGUUCUCUCAGAUUCCCUGCUUCAUGUUAGAGCUGUGUCAAAUUCCCAACUGCAUCGGCUUCUCCAGCUGUGGUGUCUUUCUCAAGACAGUGAUUGCAGGCUGGGAUGAGCUGGAGUGUCACAGAGUGUUCAACUUCCUGUGUGAGCUCACAAACCUGCUGCAAAAAGUGGAGGCAGUUAUCGCUGCAAAACCAGGGGUGAGGAGGUACCAGGAGGUGCAGUUCCGUCUGUUCUGUCGUCAGGUUCUGUUGGAUCCGUGGCUGAACCAGCCAGAAUGUCAGUUCUGGCUCACACAACUUCUGAGGCCUUGGCCCCUGGUCACCCAGGCUCACUUGCUGUUCAUCCUCUACGGACCACAGCUGCCUGAGGGUACACUGGGCUGGCAGGGUGUGUUAGAGACAGGGCUGCCUCACACCACCCUGUGGGACCUGGCCCAGGCCAUCCUCCUGCUGUUAGGCAAACUAGAAGUUAAAGGCUGGAGCAACGAAUCCAUGCUGGCAAUCCUGGAGGAGCUCAUCGUCAUUCCCCAGCCGUGGCAUGUGGAGAACGUGGCUCGUCUCUUGGUUCUGUGCGGCAGCAAUCUCUGCUACACCGUCCUGGCCAGCAAGGCCCUGAACGGACGUCUCCAGGAGAUCUCCAGACUCAUCGUCUACAUGAUCCUGGUGUGUGAGAAGGAGGGCUACCACAUGAGCUGGGCGGUGAAGUUGGUACGACAGCUUUGUAACAUCUUUAACACCACUCCUGAAAAGUUCCACUUCAUCCAAACACUGGAGAACAUGUUCGUAGAGGUCACCAGGGAGUUCUUUGAUUUUUAUGUCAUAGGGAACCACCUUGGAGACAGGGAGAAUUUCCAGACCCUGUGUAUCCUCAUGGAGUCCAGCGCUCGCUUCCACACCAAAUUCCUCCACAUGCUGCUGAAAUAGGACUGAAAGUGACACGAUGUGGAGCAGAGUAAGAAGAGAUGGAGGAGAAAGACAAUAACGAAGAGAGUAACUAUAGAGAGAAAGCGAGCGAUAAGAUGUUUACAACAGUCCUAAGAACAGUGGUGGUGUUGCCAUGGUUGGUUUGAAAGUUCAGAUAAAUCAGAAGAUGCAUUUUGCUGACAGUUCACUAAAUGCUAUAAACAAGAUAGCAUUUGCUUAAUUAUUUAAACAAACAAAGUUAUUUAUACAAGUGACAUUUGUCUCAAUUCAAUAUCUU
Platichthys flesus (European flounder) is the source of this 2247-nucleotide messenger RNA. RefSeq names its product F-box only protein 47-like. The coding region runs from base 639 to 1970 and encodes 443 amino acids. The transcript is spliced from 10 exons. Gene Ontology annotation, molecular function: protein binding. NCBI's taxonomy places the organism in Eukaryota, Metazoa, Chordata, Actinopteri, Pleuronectiformes, Pleuronectidae. The record is from RefSeq and is a predicted model, not a curated record.